AUGAAUGUCUCUACGUCAACUUUUCAAACUUCAAGAAGAAGACUGAGAAAGAUAGAAGAAGAAGAAAAUGCAUCCACUUUGCAACUGGGUCAUGAAUUUCAAUUGAAACAAAUAAAUCAUCAAGGUGAAGAGGAGGAACUUAUCGCUCUAAAUUUGAGUGAAGCAAGAUUGCUUAUCAAAGAAGCGUUGGUCGAACGUAGGAACGCGUUUAGAGCAGCCCAGACGGGUAAAAACAUUGCACAGGAUACAAAUGAGGAAGAAGAUGAUGAAUUUAUGAGAAAUGAAGCUCGUGAGAAGGAAUUACAAUCCAUAGAUAUUCUACUGGAACAAACUACAGGCGGUAAUAAUAAGGAUUUGAAAAAUACUAUGGAAUAUUUGACCAACUUUUCAAGAUUUAGAGAUCAAGAAACUGUAGGUGCAGUCAUUCAAUUAUUGAAAAGCACAGGAUUACAUCCUUUCGAAAUUGCACAAUUAGGUUCAUUAGCUUGUGAUACAGCUGAUGAAGCAAAGACUUUAAUUCCAAGUUUAAAUAACAAAAUAUCCGAUGACGAAUUGGAAAGAAUUCUAAAAGAAUUAUCCAAUCUAGAAACCUUAUAUUAA
Molecule: messenger RNA, 600 nt
Organism: Kazachstania africana CBS 2517
Lineage: Eukaryota; Fungi; Ascomycota; Saccharomycetes; Saccharomycetales; Saccharomycetaceae
Gene: RPB4
Product: DNA-directed RNA polymerase II subunit RPB4
Exons: 1
Coding region: 1-600 (199 amino acids)
Biological process (GO): positive regulation of translational initiation; mRNA export from nucleus in response to heat stress; nuclear-transcribed mRNA catabolic process, deadenylation-dependent decay
Cellular component (GO): RNA polymerase II, core complex; P-body
Molecular function (GO): nucleotide binding; translation initiation factor binding
Source: RefSeq, a predicted model, not a curated record